Messenger RNA from Pan troglodytes (chimpanzee), 11966 nucleotides. RefSeq names its product taste receptor type 2 member 45. Gene Ontology annotation, molecular function: bitter taste receptor activity; G protein-coupled receptor activity. Gene Ontology annotation, biological process: sensory perception of taste; G protein-coupled receptor signaling pathway. Gene Ontology annotation, cellular component: membrane. NCBI's taxonomy places the organism in Eukaryota, Metazoa, Chordata, Mammalia, Primates, Hominidae. Bases 4183 to 5112 code for a protein of 309 amino acids. The record is from RefSeq and is a predicted model, not a curated record. The transcript is spliced from 2 exons.
UUUCUCCAGCAUUUGGCUCAAGGCGCCAAGGGCACAUGUGACAAGAAGGUGCCAGCUUUAUAAACCUUGGAACUUCUUCUGUGUCAGUUCUGAGACAUACAAUUUACUAAAACACAUCAUGAAGGCCUGUUUUGAAGAGAAGGGGAAUAAGACUGCAUCUGUUCAUAUGAGACAGGAUCUGACUCUGUUGUCCAGGCUGGAGUGCACAAGAACAAUCUUGGCUCAAUGCAGCCUCUGUCACCUUGGCUCAAGUGAUUCUCCCAUCUUAGCCUCCAGAGUAGCUAGGACAACAGGCGUGCACCACCAGGCCCUGCUAAUUUUUUCUAUUUUUUUGUAGAGACAUGGUUUUGCCAUGUUGCCCAGGCAGGUCUUGAACUCCUGUGCUUAGGCAAUCCACCUGCCUCAGCCUCCCAAAUGAUGGGAUUACAGGUGUGAGCCACCACACCUGGCCCAAAACAUUACUUAAAUUAAUUCACACAAAAGAAGAGAUAGGCAAGAAUUGUUAAUCCACCUUCUUAGUGCUAAUAUGAAUUUGAAACAUCAAAAUUUGAAUAUCUAUGAUUGAUAGACACCUUUUUUCUUAUUUCCAAUUUAAUUAUUUAUGAUACACAUUUGAAAGUGUAAGAAAUUCAGGAAUUUACAAUAAAUUAUAGUACGAUGGAUAUUAAAUAUAUUAAAUGUAUUAAAAAUGUGUCUCUAAAUGAAAUAUUUAUAUUCAUAUUGUUAGCAUUCUAAUUUCACUAUACUAUUCCUGUGUACACCGGUGUGUUGGGUAAAAUUUUUUGUUACUAUACAUUUUUUGGCUCUCCAUUAGAGAAAAAAAUCAUAGAAAGGCAAAUUUUUUAAGGUAUAAAAAAUAAUUUAGCCUGAUCUUUGAGUAUGUUUGUGCACAUAUAAUGCUACUUUGACUGCUGUAGUAAAAUAAUCCAGAUUUAGUCACCAUAGCUAAGAAUGAGAAAAAGCAUUUGUGAUAGUUUGCUGAGAAUGCCAUCAUUUUUUGAUAAAGGUUUAAGUACUGUUUUACUAUUUGAUCUUUUAAAGAUUGUUAAAAACUAAGAAGUGUUGAUUUCUGCUAAUAAAAACAGCUUAAAAUUUAAAUCAUGGAAUAGAAUGGUGGAGCUGUGGUGGAGAUACUUUGUCUUAUUAAUUGAAAUGACAUUUUGAGAUCCAGUGCGGCUCACUGAAUUUCCCUGUGAGGAGAGUUUGUGGUGAUGACCCCACAACAGACAAGCUACUAUCCAAAAAAACUCCUCACAUCAAAUCAAUUUCCAGUUUCUUCCAAGUUGCAGGAGGAUGCCUAGACCUUGGUUUUAUUCUCUUCUUUGACCAAAGUAUUACAAAAGGAAGAAAAUCAUUACCAUUUUCAUGUCAGGAGGGUGGAUGGAGAUGGACUUAGCCUGUUUUCGGUGUUACAUCUCUUGCCCUGUAUAAGGGUUAGUUGACUGUUUAUGAUACAUUCCGGUAUUUCCCAUUUUUGUUUUGGUUCAUUUCUAAGUGUGCAUUAUAAUUUUAGUAUUAAAGUUUUUGAUUAGGAGAAAUGUCUCAUAGAAAUUAUUAUUACUCAUCUGAUUAUAUACUGAAGGGAAAAAUCAAUUAGUUGUAUAUACAUUCUUAUACAACUCUAAGAUAGUUGAAAUAGGAACUUUCUUAUUUAGUUGCAUCAUGAGGAAAUUUGAGAUGAUGUUAUCUGCCAAGCGCAGAUCUCUCCAAAGGAUUUCUUCUAGCCUUAAUUAUCCACCUCACAGGACAAACCUUUGCCAUUCCCCAUCUAUUUUUUCUUUCGGCUCCUUAAUUCCUGACACAACAAAGUUGUACAUGUUUCCCACACUCUUGGUUUAGCAGAGUUCUUUUAUCAGUUAUGUUUUUCUGCAAGAGAAAACCCUCUAAAACAUUAGACAUAUAUAUCUCACAUGUCUUUGGAUUUCAUUUGUGUGUGUGUGUGUUUUCUGUUCUUUGAGAUGGAGUCUCACUCUGUUGCCCAGGCUGGAGUGCAGUGGCACUAUCUUGGCUCACUGCAACCUCCACCUCCAGGGUUCAAGCGAUUCUCCUGCCUCACCCUUCUGAGUAGAUGGGACUACAGGCACACUCCACCGAGCCCACCUAAUUUUUGUAUUUUUAGUAGAGACGGGGUUUCACCAUGUUGGCCAGGAUGGUCUCAAUCUCUUGACCACGUGAUCUGCCCUCCUCAGCCUCCUCCACACCUGGCCUGGAUUUCAUUUUUCUAAGCUGGGUUUGAUGGAUGGCUUUGGUGAUUUGAGAUGGGCCAAAUUCGGCAUCUUGGAGAUAGAGUUUUGCCAAUUUAGUCUGGAUCAGGUGGGGGCAAUCUGACUUCAUUAGUUUCUCAUUCUCCUUCUGGGAACAGUGUACUUGCGAGGAGAUAUUCUCAUGGUAAAUGGAAAGAGGAAGAAUCCCCAGUAUGGAAGCCAUCUCAAAUCUCUAUGCAAAGUGUAGUAAUUUUCUGUUUAUCAAAGUAAGUUAAAUGAUUGAACUCCAAGUUCAGGGGAAAGGUAGUCAGUCUUCCUGUGAUAGGAGGAUACUGCAAGAUUAUAUACCAAAGGGUCGGGUACUCAGGAAUUCUUAUAAAAUGGCUACAUAUUUUAUAUAAUAAUAAAUAUUUAAACAUUAGACUUGAGAGAAACUUUACCAAAGGCCUAAGAAUUAGAGAUAUGUUUGAUAAAUAAAUAUUAUUCAUGGGCUGAAAACUCUUGAGUGGGAAAAUAGGGCUAAUUUCAUCCGGACAACUUCUUGGAAACUCAUUUUUUAUUUUGGAAAUUAUGAGAAAAUAAUUUGUUCCAUUCAUAAGUGGUGUGCACAUGCGUGUUCAUAUUUAUGAGCUUGUGAAUAAUGAAGUUAUACAAAAGUAUUAGCAGUAACCAAAUCUUAUGGAGUAUUGGCCUGCCUGUGGUUCUCAAGAAAAUCUUAGAUGCUUUUGAUAAAAGCAGUUUGGAUUCUGUGUAUAUAAAUCUGGCAUUUUAAAAAGUCCAUAUUGGUAAUGAUCUUAGUUGUGACCAAGCUCCCUUUAAGACUUUAGACAUUUGCUAUAUGAUCUAUUUGUUGGGUUAUAAAACUUCCCAAACAACUGAAGUUGCUAAAGACAAAUGAUGGAGAGGUUACACAAAGAAAAAUUGCAAACUCUGAAAGAGAGUACGUUCUUAUUUGUGUACUAGCAAAUGAGGAUUCAGGUUUCCGGUCAAUUUCACUAUGAAUAAUUCCAGCCUGUAACAAGAACAAACAGUGAAUGAAUGAGUUAAUUUGAGUUGUUUGAAAAUAAGAAUGUUUUCCAUAAAGAGAUCAUUGAACUCAUCAGUUAACGUGCCAUGGUGAUUUCUGGCUUGACACUGGUCACAACAUUUAAAAGUAAAAAGAAUGACCCAGCAGAUUUACAAAUUAGGUGCAUAUAGAAUUUAAGGUCAGGAUAUUCAAGCAAUCACAACCAGUGAUACUACAUUGAGAGGUGAAGCCAGCUGGACUUCCUGGGUGGAGUGGAGAUUUGGAGAACUAUUCUGAAGCUAGCAAGGGGAUUGUAAAAUGCACCAAUCAGUGCUCUGUAAAAGGCACCAAUCAGCACUCUUUAGGUAGCAUGGGGAUUAUAAAAUGCACCAAUCAGCACUCUUUAGGUAGCAUGGGAAUUAUAAAAUGCACCAAUCAACACUGUAAAAAUGCACCAAUCAGCACUCUAGCUAGCCAGAGGAUUGUAAAAUGCACCAAUCAGCUGUCUGUAAAAGGCACCAAUCAGCACUUUGUGAAAUGCACCAAUCAGUGCUCCGUAAAACGCACCAAUCAUCGGGAUCCUAAAAGUAGCCAAUCACAGGAAGGAUUGGAAAAAAGGGCACUCUGAUAGGACAAAAAUGGAACAUGGGAGGGGACAAAUAAGGCAAUAAAAGCUGGCCAUUCCAGCCCACGGCACAACCCACUGAGGUCCCCUUCCACCCUGUGGAAGCUUUGUCCUUUUGCUCUUAACAAUAAACCUUGCUACCACUCAGUCUUUGGGUCCACGCCGUCUUUAGAGCUGAAACCUUGCUACUGCUCAGCCCUGGGUCCAUGCCAUCUUUAAGAGCUGUAACAUCACUGCAAAGGUCCGUGCCUCCAUUCUUGAAGUCAGCGAGACCACGAACCCACCUGCAUGAACCAACUCCGGAUACAACACCAGCAUUUUAAAAAUUUCUUUUUGUCUGUUCAGACAUGAUAACUUUUCUGCCCAUCAUAUUUUCCAUUCUAGUAGUGGUUACAUUUGUUAUUGGAAAUUUUGCUAAUGGCUUCAUAGCGUUGGUAAAUUCCACCGAGUGGGUGAAGAGACAAAAGAUCUCCUUUGCUGACCAAAUUGUCACUGCUCUGGCGGUCUCCAGAGUUGGUUUGCUCUGGGUGUUAUUAUUAAAUUGGUAUUCAACUGUGUUGAAUCCAGCUUUUUAUAGUGUAGAAUUAAGAACUACUGCUUAUAAUAUCUGGGCAGUAACCGGCCAUUUCAGCAACUGGCUUGCUACUAGCCUCAGCAUAUUUUAUUUGCUCAAGAUUGCCAAUUUCUCCAACCUUAUUUUUCUUCGCUUAAAGAGGAGAGUUAAGAGUGUCAUUCUGGUGAUGCUGUUGGGGCCUUUGCUAUUUUUGGCUUGUCAUCUUUUUGUGGUAAACAUGAAUCAGAUUGUGUGGACAAAAGAAUAUGAAGGAAACAUGACUUGGAAGAUCAAAUUGAGGCGUGCAAUGUACCUUUCAGAUACGACUGUAACCAUGCUAGCAAACUUAGUACCCUUUGCUCUAACCCUGAUAUCUUUUCUGCUGUUAGUCUGUUCUCUGUGUAAACAUCUCAAGAAGAUGCAACUCCAUGGCAAAGGAUCUCAAGAUCCCAGUACCAAGGUCCACAUAAAAGCUUUGCAAACUGUGAUCUCCUUCCUCUUGUUAUGUGCCAUUUACUUUGUGUCUGUAAUAAUAUCAGUUUGGAGUUUUAAGAAUCUGGAAAACAAACCUGUCUUCAUGUUCUGCCAAGCUAUUGGAUUCAGCUGUUCUUCAGCCCACCCGUUCAUCCUGAUUUGGGGAAACAAGAAGCUAAAGCAGACUUUUCUUUCAGUUUUGUGGCAAAUGAGGUACUGGGUGAAAGGAGAGAAGCCUUCAUCUCCAUAGAUUCAGAAGAGGGGCAUUGUGUAUCUUCUAGCAGAAAACAAACUGGUGGUGUAUGAAACAUUUGUAUUUCUUACUGUGCUUUCUGUAAUGUAUGUGUAUGAAUAAUUUCCAAACAUAUACCUAGAUAAAUCUUUAACCUAGGCCAAAAAAAGUAUGUAUGUGUGUGUGUAUGUGUGUGUGAAAAACUUAAGAACAUUGACAAUAACAUACUCUUUUUUGUUUUUUCAUAUGAACUGUCAGAUUAUACAAAAUAUGACAAAAAUUCCUCAGAAUUAUGAAGCCAUGUGUAUUUCAUUCAUGUAUUUUAUCUUUCAUUUGUAGAAUUUACAAUGUCUAUUUAUAAUUAUUAAAACUAACAGCUUAUCUCAGGAAAGAUAUUGCUGUUUUCUAUUGUUAUUUGAACCACAGAAAUAUACCACAGUGUGCUUAGAAUUCAUUGUUUGAACCUCUAUCUUAUUGGAUGGUAAGGUCAUUCAAUUCUAAACCAAUAAUGUGGAUGUAUCUUUGGGGUUUUAUUCCAUUAUGAAUUCCUAUUUUAUGGUUAGUAAAAAGCAAACAGAAUUAUUGUUAGAAAACAAUGCACACUAUAGAAUUCUAGUGACAAGUAUAGGUACAAUAAAUUUCAUAUAUGUCUACCAUAAACAGUACUGAAGAAUACUAGAUUUAAAGCAAGUAUGUGAAUAGCUUAGAAAAAAAUCUCUUUGAUAAUAAAGGGAGGAAAUAUCAUGAUCAUGGUCUUGAUUGCUAUUAUCGGUUUCCAUACGCAGUUAGAAACGUCAUUUCUUCCAGCUUUUGAAUUAAAGAAAAGCUGUUUUUGAAGUUGAGAUCUGAUGUAAAUUAUUUUAGUAUUUUUUUCUAAGGCACUUCUAAGCCCCUGAAUUGCUAAUUAUAUCAUCUUCCAUUUACAAAAUUCCUUCUAAACUUCAGAUAAGAGAACUCAAAUCUUCUCUUUUCUAAAAAAAAAAAAAACUAUCAAUGUAAAAAUAAUAUAGAAAUUAUGGAAAAUAAUUCAGUGAAACUUUUUGUAAAUGUUAAAAUAGUAUCUAUGAAAUCUAUGUAUUAAUUAUGGGAUGUGCCUUACCAUUGUAAUUUUGUUGUCAGUGAUGAAAGUGUUUUGACAUAUUCAUUAACAGGAAGUUCUAUUAUAAGAAAGAAAUGUACAGUCUUGUUCACAGCUAAAUUCUAUAUGACUACAUUAAUUCUUGGUGUUAUGAAGUUUUAACAGUGUUAUUUAAUGUUAUUUAAACCUUAAGAUAAAUCAUCCCCACACCUGAUUUAUGUAAUUUUUAAAUCAUAUAUCUUCCUCAGUACAAUGUAAGAACUGUAAAGAAAGAGAUCAUGUCUGUCUUGCUUUCUAUUGACUCCCAGGACCUAGAACCCAGCACCAAGAAUAGAUGGCCAAAAAUGAUACUUUAAUGAACAAAUAAAUGGGUGGCUAAAAUGGAUAAGUUGAUGUGGUAAAUCAAUGAAAAGGAAACUCAUCACAAAAUCUGCAGUUGCAUGAAAUCCCCUGUUCUGGUCUCAGGUUGAGGUUGCAGGCUUAUCCAAGCAGAAUCCUUCCUCAGAGGAAAAGUUUGGCUAUUCCACAAUUUUAGGGGAAAUAUCACACUAGUGAUAUAUAUAGUGAUAUAUAGUCACACUAUAUAUAUAUAUAGUGAUAUAUAGUCUUGAUGCAGCUGUGUCAGGUGUCUGAAUUGGAGACAAGGUAAAACAUCAAAAUUAGAUGGCACCUUGGAAGGCUGAGGCGGGCGGAUCACGAGGUCAGGAUAUCGAGACCAUCCCGGCUAAUAUGGUGAAACCCCGUCUCCACUAAAAAUACAAAAAAAAUAGCUGGGAGUGGUGGUGGGCACCUGUAUUCCCAGCUACUCGGAAGGCUGUGGCCGGAGAAUGGCGUGAACAUGGGUGGCAGAGCUUGCAGUGAGCCGAGACCGCGCCACUGCAUUCCAACCUGGGCGACAGACAAAAAAAAAAAAAAGAAAAAAUUAGGUGGCACCUAUGACAAUACUUUAAAAAGCAUAUAAAAGACUUUGGUCUAUUGGCAUAAGUAUUUUUUUAUUGUGAAUUAUAUAUUUGUGUUAUGGUAUUUUCUAGUUGAUUAUUAGGUAAGCAAAAUGGCAUUUCAUUUCAAAAAAUUGAGUUAGUAACCAGCUACUUGACCAAAAUGUUUUUAAUUAAUACCUGUUAAUAAAAGUGAUGACAUUUAUUUAGAAGUAAAGUUCAAGACAAAAAUGGCAGGGACAUGUGGAAAUUGAGACAGGAAGAAAUGUGAAACAAUGCUCUAGUCGCUUUGAAUUCUGCUGGGUCAUCUGGCACAGUGGCCAUAGCAGCUUGGACCAGAGCCUGUAUCUGCUGUAGAGCCCUCUUUUGUUCUGGGUUCCACUUGAGACCAGUAGCCUUUGGAAACUUUAUUAAUGAGUCAGAGCAAUAUUUUCAAACGUGGAAUAUGUUGGCUCCAAAAUCUCAAUAGGUCCCCAAAACAUUGUAUCUCUUUUGUAGUGAUAGGAAGUACAUAGAGAGAGCAACAUGCCAUUUACUUUAAAAAAGAUUGUUUUGACAUGUGCCCUAGGGACACUGCACACCUUAAAACAUCACCUAUGCUGUAGGUCCCUGAAUCUUCUCAGGUUUAUUUCUUUUCUUCUGGUAUUUUACUUCCAUCCAACAUUAGGGUAUUUUACUAUAUUUAAUAAACUUGCAACUUCCUGAUUAUUGUACCAACUAAUACUUUAUUAUUAUUGUUAUUAUUUUGAACAGGGUCUCAUUCUAUCCCUGAGGCUGGAGUUCAGUGGCAGGAUCACACCUCAUUACAGCCUCAACCUUCUGGGCUCAAGUGAUUCUCCCACUUCCGCAUUUCUAGCAGCUGGGACUGCAGGGGUACAACACCUUGCCUGGCUAAUUUUGGUAUUUCCUGUAGGGGUAGGAUUUCACCAUGUUACCCAGGCUGGUCUCAAACUCCUGGGCUGAAGUGAUCUGUCUGUGUCGGCCUCCAAAAGUGCUGGGAUUACAGUCAUGUGCCACAGGGCCCGGUCUGUAAUAUUACUAAUAUAUUAAAUUAGCACGAUGUUUUAAAAAAUGUAAAUUAAACUGAGAACAGAAGUGACAUAGCCCUGACAUACAACAGUGAAGCAGUGCUAUUAUUCUUACAAUACAAGCCAAAUUGUUUUGAUUUUCCCGCAUAAUGGGUGUAGAUUAACAAACAUUCACCAAAUCAUGAGCCCUGUAAAAAGUAUCAAAAGCUCUGCUCUGCUCAGUGAAGAUAGCACAUCCUGGAAAGCAUUUGUGAGUGUUGAUUGAAGUUUAUGGUAGUCUGCAUUCACUAUAACCCGUCUGUCUUUGGUAGAGGCCAGAUAGGUUAAGUGAAUCGGGUUAUAGAAAGGACUACCAUCCCCUGUAACUUUCAAGUGUUUUGUCAUGACAGUAACCAGUUCCAUUCCUUGGGGAAUGCAGUUAUUAUAUUUUAUACAUUGUGUUGCCAAUGGAGGAGAAUUUCAGAGGCUUUCCCUUGGUCCUGCUAUAAUAAUGUUCCUUACUCUACAGUUCAGGAAGAAUGUGAUAGUUCUGCCAGCUGCCAUACGUAUCCAUUUCAAUUACACAUUCAGGAAGAGGCAAUAACUACAAACUGGUCAGAUCCACCUUGGGAUAGACAUGAGCCGAAGCUCUGGGCAGCAUCUGACCUUCAAGAACUCCCACUGCAGGCUGGAUGUGAUGGCGCAUGCCUGUAGUCCUAGUACUUUGGGAGGCCAAGGUGGGAGGAUCCUUUGAGAGCAGGAGUUCCCCUCGCAACAUAUGGAAACUCUGUCUCUACAAAAAAUUUAAAAAAUUAGCUGGCGGGGUGGUGCAUGCCUAUAGAUCCAAAUACUUGGGAAGCUGAGGCAGGAGGAUUGCUUGAGCCCAGGAGUUCCAGGCUGCAGUGGGCUAUGAUCCUGCCACUGUACUCCAGCUUGGGUAACAGACGGAGACUGUCUCGGAGUAAGAAAAAUAAAAAAGUGCAAGUUCUCACUGGUAUCUUAAAUAUCAAGUAAAAAGGGAUCAAAUCAAUAAUUAACAAUCUUUGGUUCCUGCCUAUAGCAAACAGGUAAAAUGGAAAGUAGUUAUACAAAGGGUAUAUUAACUCCUAACAAAAUUAAACAAAGCCAGUUUUUUUUCAUCUCCUUUCAUUUUUUUUUUUUUUUUUUUGAGACAGGGUGUUGCUCUGUCUCCCCGUUGGAGUGCAGUGGUGUGAUCUCAACCAAUUACAACCUCCGUCUCCUGGGUUCAAAUGAUUCUCCUGCCGCAGCCAACCAAGUACUUAGGAUUAUAGGCAUGCACAACCACAACUGGCAAAUUUUUGUAUUUUUAGUGGAGACAGGGUUUCACCAUGUUGGCCAUGCUGUUUUCUAACUCCUGACCUCAGGUGAUCCACCUGCCUCGGCCUCCCAAAGUGCUGGAAUUACAGGCCUGAGCCACCGUGCCCAGCCUAUCAUCUGCUUUUUAUAGGUAAUUAUACUGAGGCAGGCAGUAGUUGUAAAAUGGAGUCUCACAUCAUAUCUAUAUGAAACAGGGAAUCUGGUUUCCUGUCUUUGUAGUCUGACUCGAAGAUCCCCUCUUAGAAACCAUUAUAGUGUAAAAACUGAAAAGAUAUAAAAUCCAAGAUUGGAGACUGAUUUUAAUAUCUAUUCAUCUUAAACCAUUUAGUAAUCAAAAAUAAAUAGGGAAAAAUAAAGCUGGAUAUUCAUACAUAGAGAAGUGUAGAUUCUUCAAUGGAAAACAUGCUUUUUAAGUGUCCAAGGAAUAGUUAUAAAAUUUCUGAGUAUUUUAAUUAAAUAACUAAGAUUUAAGUGUUAGACUCAUGAGAAUAACUUAGUCAAAGGCCUAAGCAUGAGAGAUUAAGUUUGAUAAACAUUGAAAAUGGGCUGAAAAGCCUGAGUAAGAAAAUUAAUUACUUUUUCAUUUUAGAAAUUAUAGGACAACAAUUUUUCCCAACCGUCAGGGGUGUACAUAUGUGCAUGUGAAAGUGCUUAUGUUAACGAGCUUGUUAAUAAUAAGUUAUACAAAAUUAUUAGUUGGCAGCAACCAGAUUUUAAGGAAUAUUGGCCUUCUUGGGCUUCCGAAGAAAACCUUGGAUGCUUUUGGUAGGAAAAGUUGGGAUUCACUCUCCAUAAAUCCGGCGUUGAAAAAAUGAAUCAACAGUGGUCAUGAUUCUAGUUUUGACCAGGCUACAUAUAACAGUGUAGGCAUCUGAUGUAUGAUCUAUGUAUUAGGUUGGAAAAUUUCCCUUACAACUGACAUUGCUGAAUACAAAUUAUAUAGAGGUUAAACAAGGAAAAAAAUUACAAAAUGAUGAAUAAGAAUAUGACUUGAUUUGCAUGCUAGCAAAUGAGAAUUCAGCUUUCACAUCAACAUCAGUAUGAAAAUUUUUAUCUUAUAACAAGGACAUAGUAUUUGAAUAGGAGUUAAUUUGAGCUGUUUUGGAAAUUAUCAUGUUUUCCAUUAAGAUAGCCUUGAACUCAUUCAAUAGCAUGCUCCGGUGGUUUCCUGCUUGGCAUUAGUCAGAGAACUUAAAAGGAACAGGAACAUUACUGCACAACCAGAAAUCAGGUGCACAUAGAAAUUAAGGUCAGGACCUUAAAGGGAAUCUUGCCCAUUGAUAUUAGUCCUGCCCUAAAAAAAAGUCGGACAUGGUAUAUUUACUACUAAUCAUUUUUUUUCCAUAACAUUAGUGGUAGAAUUUGUAUUUUCCCAUGGGCACCUACAUUACACUUAUAGACUAUUUUGAUAUUUCAACCUAUUAUUUUCUUUGAAUCCUUUUAAGGAGUUGUUAAACAAUGCUGAAAUUUGCCUUACAGUAUGCUGUUAACGAAUCAUAUUUCUCAAAGUCAUUUGACAUAAUGGUUGGUUAAAGGAAAUAUGUCUAGCAUAGUUAUACCCGUUCAUAACAAAAGAGUAUUUAAAUCUUUAAGAAAAAAUAUUAGAAAAGCUAAUAAAGGAAUAUGAAUAAAUAAAUAUAUGAAGUAUAUAAUUCAUUAUUAAUAUACGUGCAUGAAAUCAUGGUCAUAGAAUUUAAAAAGGGUAAUAAUUUUUGAAUUAAGGAUACAUUCUGAACUAUAAUAGAAAAAGGCUUCAAAAAUGUUAGGUUUAUAAUGUUUCAUAUACAUACAAAAGUGUAAAAAUUAGUCUGAUGUUACUUAUUUUGGAAAGCAUAUGAAGCAAUGGGAAUUUUCAUACAUUGCUCCUAGAAUUGUAAAUCAGAGCAAUUACUUUGUCUGAGUAUGGCAUUAUCUGAUUAAGUUGAUGGAUCACAUUUGAAGACCCAGUAUUUGCACUCUUAUCAGAAUAUAUGUGCACACACAUGCAUAUCACCGAGUUUUAAUAGCUAAAGUUGAGAAGUCUCUCAAAUAUCCAUCAGUGAUAAAAUGGAUAAGUAAAUUAUGGCAUACUUGUACAAUAGAAUACUAUACAGCAAUCAAAAUGAACUGUUGGAGACAUAUGCUCGGAGUAGCCAAAAGAAAUCCCCACUUGGACAAUUUCUCAGCAAGGCACCUUUACGUCGGCAGAAGGGUGCUGCUUGCACCUGUUACAAUCCCAAGAGAAGAGCAUACCUAACAAAGGAGGGAAGGAGUUUUUAAUCCUAACACAGUUCCUGUUUCUGUGUCCUUCCCUUAUUGGCUGGGGUUGGAUUGCACAAUCUAAGCUGAUCCUGAAUGGCUUAGACUUAAACUUUUCCAAAUAGGGUAAACGCACAUUUUGGAAAAAGAAGGAUUCAUUUACAACAUUUACAACUUAUGGCUGGAAAGUUGAGUCUUUAAAGAGGAAUUUAGUUGUCCUAACGGAACCAGCUAGAGUGACAUGUUUACAAAGAAUAUAAAUAAAAAGAAAAA